Molecule: messenger RNA, 3077 nt
Organism: Mercenaria mercenaria
Lineage: Eukaryota; Metazoa; Mollusca; Bivalvia; Venerida; Veneridae
Product: endonuclease domain-containing 1 protein-like
Exons: 3
Coding region: 350-2020 (556 amino acids)
Molecular function (GO): metal ion binding; hydrolase activity; nucleic acid binding
Source: RefSeq, a predicted model, not a curated record
CUGCUGUCGCUUAGAAAGAUAUCACAUCAUUGAACAACAUAAUUCAUAAUACAAUGUAUACAAAUGCUACAAGGUGGGAAGGUCGAAAGUAAAGAGUUCAAAAGUUAACCAUUGAGGCGGGUUUAAGUAGAAUUCAACAAAAACGAUAUAUACGUAUAGACGUAUUGUAUUUUUUAUGUUUUCUGUUAAAGUAAACAAAAAUACUUAUAAACAGAGAAAUAUUAAGCACGUGGCAAAAGAAGAGACCGCAGACUUCAUUUUCUCUCAGAGUGAAAUUGUCUACGCAAUAUAUACAGGAUUUAUAGAAUUUAUUUAUUUUACACCAUAAGUCAAUUACUGAGACAGAAAUAUGCAUGUUGAUAUUUUGUUGGCUUUAACACUGUGUGUGCGUAUUGCUGAAGGUGAAGUUGUGAAUUCGUUCAAUAAAUGCCGUUCAUUUUUCUACAAACGUUCGCCUCCUUCCGGUUUUGAGUACGACGGACUCUCAGAAAUAUGUCAAAUGUACCAGAUUGAGAACAGAUAUCAUUUUGCUACGUUGUACAGUUCCGAAGACAGAGUGCCGAUCUACUCAGCAUACACACUGGACACGUUCUAUUGCCCGCCGAAUCAACCAUCCAGAAGAAGUAAAUGGUUUAUUGAACCACAGUUGUCUGGUCUUAUAUAUUCAAAACAUAUGACAACAGAGGGUAAUGCAGCAGACAGUUAUAAGAUAGAACAAGCGAUUAACAUCGACUAUCCGAACACCAGCUACGACCGAGGCCAUCUUAACCCAAACUUUUACCAGGGUAAUGAAGGCCGUACUGCUACUUUCACACUCACGAACGCUGUUCCACAGGAUCCUUGCUUUAAUCAACAAAUAUGGAAAGACAUGGAAAAAAGGUCCAAAGUCAUUAUGGAAACGAGGUGCAAUUUUUAUGGCGCUAGAAGGUACUUUGUAACUGGUGCUGUUCCGUCUAAAAAUAAAAUUCCCUCCGUAUUACAUGAUAAUGAAGGAGAUCAAACGAGGGAAUAUAACAGAGUCAGUGUGCCGUCGGGAAUGUGGACUGCUGCCUGUUGUGACUCUUCAAAUGCAGUUUAUGCCGACGAUCGGGAUAAAGGUUUCUCUUUUGGCUAUUACGGUGACAAUGUUCCGGACUCUUACGUCUUUCCAUACACAAUUGACCUAUUAGAAGAAACACUUGCCACUAAAUAUAUGGUAAACACGUUUGAGAUUUUCGCUGACUCAUGUUACUCUUCGUCAAAAACCACUGAAGUAGUUUUAAGUGAGUUGUCUAUCCCGGUAGAACGUAAAAUUGCAGAAACACUUGCUAAUAUGGGAGAUUCUAGUGAGUCGUCACUACGGCCUGCUAAAAGAACAUUUAUAGGAUACGUAAAUUCAAAUUUACAUGAUAAUGAGGCAUUCGCUAAAAAUAACUGGAGACUCGCCGAUGUAGAUUUCGGAUUAAAAGAAAAACGGAGCGAUAUUCAGAAUACGCGCGAUUUGUUGGCGCUUUUUGAAAUGACGACUCUGUUAACAUGCGCAAGUAAUAACAAUGUUGGAAAGCGUGAAGUUUACGACCUCGCUAACGAAAAAGGUGACGACUAUGUUGUUGUUCCGACUUUAGAGUCGACGCUCAGUGCUACUGGUUCCCGAUGUAGACAAGAUCACCCUUGCGGUUAUCACAAGAAAUCUUACCAAUGGUGCUAUAUCGACUGGAGUAGCAACUGGGAUUACUGUUGUAUUGAUGCAUGCGGCUUUGAACAAAGCACGAGCUACGCAUGGUGCUAUACAAGUUAUUCUAAACACUGGGCGUAUUGUUCACAAAGAAGUUCCAUGAUAUCUGUUUCCGGUAAACAAUGUAGAGCUGACCAUGAAUGCGGGUUACACGGCAAGUGGUACCACUGGUGUUACACAGACACGAAUAACAACUGGGACUAUUGUUGUCAACCUUGGCAUGAAUGUGACAAUCAUGAAAAGAGCUAUAAAUGGUGCUAUUAUAGCUACAUGAAGGAAAGCUACUGGAAAUAUUGCUAUUACUGAGGAAAAUUUCUUGAACUAUUACCACUAUUGAGGAAACAUAAUCGAAACAUUACUACAAUUUAGGAAACAAUAAGGAAACUGUAAUGCGGAAGUUUCAUCAACGAAUCAGUUUUAUAGUAAAAUGAGGGAAAUAUCUUUGCAAUAAAUACACAACUUUACUAGUUAAUGACCGUGUCUGAGCCCAUAAACUUUAAGUCUAAAAAUUUAAAUGCAGGGAAACAUGUAAUCAAUAACGCACAUUUAUGUUUAUAUGCCAGGCAAAUAACUAUUCAUGGUAACCAGUAGUUUACUUAAUAUCUACAAAUAAGUACUGAUUUUCCUGGAAUUUUCACCCCUUGUCCGCCAUUUUAUCUUUGGUCAGGGAGGCUGCCGUAUUCGCGUAACCCAGCAACCCUCAACCAAUCAAACGAGCAAUAGUGAGCCAAAUCGUUCUAAGUAUAUUUUGCCCGUGGACCCCGAACUUAAGCUCCUUUAGUCCUAAAUAUUUGAAUUACUUUUGGACAUCCCCUUGACCAUAGCAGCCGCUUUUUUGUCAGGUACAAUUUCCUUGUAUGAUUAACGGUCUGUCACUGUAUAUAUUAAUAUUACCAUUCCAAUUCUAAUGAAAGUCCUUAAGCGCGUGUAGUAGGAUUAGAUCAAGGUUACUGAGUGCUUAUAAAGGAGUGAUUCGUUCGCACAUUAAAGGUAUAUUAAUACGAUAUAGGCCUGCGAGGCGAUAAAGGUAUUUUAUACAUAAAAGGUACAAACUGAGGCAGCGCUCAUCAUCCAUCCCGGCCCUGUCCCCUUCCGAGGUUAUUUCUGAAUAUUGCGAGGCUCGUGACUUAUGUGUUCUGUAAGAUUGCUUGAUCAUCAAUUAAUGUUAGAAAAGUAGCGCGCCCAUAGAUGUAUACAGUGACAGACCUGCUCCCGCAGCCUACCCUGUAAAAAUCACCGCAUAUUUCCAUAUAAUCAUCAGGAUUGCACUUAUGAAUGUUUAUAUGUUGUGAAAUGAAUGAUGAAAUGAAUGUAGAAUUAAAUAAAUGAAAUCAAAUAAUACAUUUUGUGAUUGAAAACUGUA